Messenger RNA from Ruditapes philippinarum (Manila clam), 2189 nucleotides. RefSeq lists its product as uncharacterized. The coding region runs from base 75 to 497 and encodes 140 amino acids. The record is from RefSeq and is a predicted model, not a curated record. The transcript has 3 exons. Gene Ontology annotation, biological process: regulation of synaptic transmission, cholinergic; positive regulation of voltage-gated potassium channel activity; sleep. Lineage: Eukaryota; Metazoa; Mollusca; Bivalvia; Venerida; Veneridae.
GAUUGUUCUGUGUAUUUUAGGAACCAGAAACCUCCUAUGUACAACCACAACGAUAUGACUGCAGCAUUUUUAAGAUGGCAAGGUUGACCUUGACGUGGAUUAUCAUGAUGCUUCAAGGUUUAGGUGAGGGUCUGAAAUGUUUCAAAUGUGACAACCUGAGGAAUUCUGCAUGUGGUGUGAACUUUAAAUCAUACCAGUUUCCGCCAGAAAAUUGCCCAGGGUUCGAGUACAAGUGUGGCCUUCAACGACAAAGUCAAAGAGGAGAUUAUAUAGGAAUUAUAAGAGAUUGUUAUAAGAUAGGAUCACUACAAAUGGAAGAUGAAAGCGACAAAUGUCAUCAGAUAUCAUCCGAAGAUAACAGCACAUCGUUCUUAUUGUGUUUAUGUAGUGAAGACUUUUGUAAUAUAGCUUCAAGAACAUCAACAUGUAGUUAUAUAAUGAUUGUGAUAUCAUUGGUAUUAUUACUUGGCCUAGUUCAACAUCAUCAUGUAGUAUAAUACGAGUUUUGAUGUCAAAGGUCAUAUGUAUAUCUUGACCUAAUUAUAAAUGGACAAUAGCAACGUGCCUAAAAUUUACAAUUGAUUUUUUUUCAUGGUAUCCAUUGAUCACAUUUACUAUGAUUCUUUUAUACUCAUUGUAAUAUUAUAACAUUUAUAAAAUUGUUUGUAUAAAAUGGCGAUUUGCUCGUGUCAUCUGAUGAAUGAAUGUUAUUUCUACAGAAUCAUAACUCAUAUUUUAUUUCUCACGAGUCUAAAAGGGGUAUAACUUUACUCGAUAUAUUAUUUGAAAAAACUAGACAGGAGAACGUUGACGUCUUUUUAUCUUUUGACAAUGUUAUACUUACUCUAAUACAUUAUUUGACGAUAAAGCAUUAUUACAUAAUAGUCUAUCAGGAAAUUAUAUUUACUUUGAGAGAGCCCUAAGGGCUUGGUAAACAAUUUAUAAUAAUUUAGAAACUUUAUUCAGCUUGAGAUAUGAGGCUUCUUUGUCAUCUCUGUAAAAUUUCAUACUUUUAACAAGCCCAUAGCUGUAAGUGGAUUGGUCUACAAUGGGCAUAUUGUCCAUUUUUUUCAGAAUUUGUUAAAAAAAAGCAAUAAAAAUGUGUCUUAUAAAAUCUUUCUUGGACAAAAAAAAUUGAUUAAGUUCUCAGUGAUUAAGUAUGAAUAUCCAUAAUGAUGAUUUAUAAAUAAAAUUUUUGUUGUUGUAUAAUAUUUUUUCCUGGAGCAUUUUAUCAUCUGCUAUUUUAAGAGAUGUAUCACACAUUUGAAAACAACAGCCAUAUAUGAUUUUUGUUAUCUGUUGUUAUGUCCGAUACUAUAAAAACACAUAAUUGUUUGACAAAUAUUAAUUUAUAGACCAACAAACUUAAAAUGUUUUAGCUUUCUACAUGAAUUACUUAACUCCAUGUCAUUUAUUUGGACGAUUUGCUCGUUCAAAAAUAAACGUUAUGGGUUAUGUAAUAGAAAGAGCACCGAAACACGAGGCUAUCUGAUUUGUACGAGGGGGCGUAGCCCCAGAGUAUAAAUCAGAUUUCCGAGUGUUUUGGUGAUCUUUCUCUUGUGUAUCAUAGUCAAACAUGACAGCACGUUCUCUGUUGUCAUAAUAUGAAACCCCAGGAAAAAAACCAAUGAACGAGCAUUUGAAUAUGAUAUUUCUGCCCCUUUCCUUUUAUCUGCCGUCACAAUAAGUAAACCCCAGGAAAAAUGAACCAAUCAACGGGCAUUAUCUGGAGUGCGGGUAACUGAUACCUGCACUCCAGUUACCGCACUAUGCAUGUAUAUGUAUACGAUUUAACUCUGACACUUUUUCAACAGAAAGGUCCCCAAACUAUGAUACAAGUUAACUUUUGGAUUUCUAUGCUGUUUAUAUAUGAUAAAUCAAUUUGAACGAGGUGAAAGACUUUACAUGAAACGUUUAGUUAAUAACUAUUUUUACUGCUGUGAGAUUAAAUUUAUGACUAGUCACAGACUUCUGUUUUAAAUAUGUUUGUUCUGAAAUGUACUGAAGAUAAAGAAAUAGAGAAAAGGUGAAUCGCUAAAGAAAGACCAAAACGACAAAAUUUAAAAUGUUGCACGCUCGGUUUGAUAGAGCCUGUUCUUUAAAGGUUCUGUCAAGUGCAAACUACCUUCCAAGUCCCCUGGCAUCGGCUUAAGCAGAAUUCAACAUUUAAACAUGAAUGGUAAAAUUUU